ACAAGAUGGAGUGGAACUCAAAAAUAGUUAAAUUCUUUUUAUAUGUAAUCAUCACCUUUAUCUUAUCAACCGUAUUAACUACUAAAAUAAUGGCUGAGGACUACCUUGAAUAUACAAGAGAUAUCAUCCUUGCAAAUUAUCGGGCUGGAGUAGCAGUCUACUUUGCUGUAGCAGUGGCCAUUACAGUCACAGGAGUUCCAUUUGGGUUCCUUGAUAUGAUCAAUGUCUAUAUUUUCCCUUUUCCACUUUCUGUGAUUAUUAUGUUUACAGAGAAAACAAUUGGAAGUGCUAUUACUUACAAGCUAGCAUCUUCUUUGACUGAGAAUUCUAAAAAGGAAUAUCUUAAAGUGGAUCUAAUCAAGAGAGUCAACACUGUUAUCAAAAAUAGCCCUGUAUUUUAUGGAACAAUGAUAAGGCUAUCGGCCAUUCCUGCUGCUGUGAAGAAUUAUGGACUGGCUUCUCUAGAAAUUUCAUUUACAGAUUUUAUGACUGCUUCGUUCGUUGGAAGUUUAAUUACAAUUCCAAUCAAAACUUAUAUAAAUUAUCAGCUAAUUGAUAUAUAUGAACAAAUGAAGAAGGGAGAUGUUAAUCUCCCCACAGGCAACCUAUUCUUAGCAAUUGUUGCAUUACUUUCAAUGGGAAUAACUGUGAGGAAGAUCAUUAAAACUAACACUCAUGAUCAAAUUGAAGUCAAGAAAAAUCAAUAAGCGCACAUUUUUAAUUUCAAUCUAUCAUA
Messenger RNA from Moneuplotes crassus, 736 nucleotides. Lineage: Eukaryota; Ciliophora; Spirotrichea; Euplotida; Euplotidae. The record is from the annotation of a GenBank genome assembly.